Messenger RNA from Pistacia vera, 617 nucleotides. Its product is annotated as 60S ribosomal protein L21-1-like. The record is from RefSeq and is a predicted model, not a curated record. Lineage: Eukaryota; Viridiplantae; Streptophyta; Magnoliopsida; Sapindales; Anacardiaceae. The transcript has 2 exons. Gene Ontology annotation, molecular function: structural constituent of ribosome. Gene Ontology annotation, biological process: translation. Gene Ontology annotation, cellular component: ribosome; cytosolic large ribosomal subunit. The coding region runs from base 69 to 563 and encodes 164 amino acids.
CUAAAACGAAGAAGACGAAAUGAAGGCAGAGUGAAGACUGAAGAGUAAAGAAGAAAAGUCGAAGAAAGAUGCCGGCCGGACAUGGGGUACGAGCAAGGACAAGAGAUCUCUUCGCUCGGCCCUUCAGGAAGAAGGGAUACAUAGCCUUAUCAACGUAUUUGAAAACCUACAAGAUCGGAGACUACGUGGACGUCAAGGUGAAUGGUGCAGUGCACAAGGGCAUGCCCCAUAAGUUCUACCAUGGCCGCACUGGUCACGUCUGGAAUGUCACCAAGCGUUCUAUUGGUGUCGAAGUCAACAAACAGGUUGGGAAUAGAAUUAUAAGGAAGAGGAUUCAUGUGCGGGUGGAGCAUGUGCAACCUUCAAGAUGUAAGGAGGAGUUCAAGUUGAGGAAAAUCCGUAAUGAUGAGUUGAAGGCAGAGGCGAAAGCUGGAGGUGAGAAGAUCAGUACAAAGAGACAACCUCAAGGACCUAAGCCUGGUUUCAUGGUGGAAGGUGCUACCCUUGAGACAGUUACUCCUAUUCCAUACGAUGUCGUUAAUGAUCUCAAGGGUGGUUACUAGUUUAUUUUGUUGCUGGAAAGUAUCUCUAGGUGAAGGCUUUUCAUUUCUUUUCGA